Messenger RNA from Drepanopeziza brunnea f. sp. 'multigermtubi' MB_m1, 5142 nucleotides. NCBI's taxonomy places the organism in Eukaryota, Fungi, Ascomycota, Leotiomycetes, Helotiales, Drepanopezizaceae. The record is from RefSeq and is a predicted model, not a curated record.
AUGCCAGCGAAGCGCAAGCACGAGCAGUUUGACCCAAACAAGUCCGACUCGAAUGAUACCGACUUCGACCCUGGCGAAGCGAGAAGUUCGCCCAAGAAAUCUCGAAAAACCUCCUCGAAGCGCCAUGCAGGUAGCGGUGUAUCCAAGAAGAAGAACACAAAGCGAUCAAAAUACAAGGGCUCCGACGUCACAGAUGACGAUGUUGAGGAUAGCUUGUUAGAAGAUUCAUUUUCAGAAGACGAUGAGGAGGAGGAGGAGGUGGAAAUGAACGAGAAAACUGGUCGUGCGGUUCGAAAGGCUACCAGGAAGACGGUCAACUACGAGGAAGACAGCAAGAGUGAUAUCACAGAUAAUAUUGGAGACACGCUCUCGGAGUCGGACGACGAACCCAGGAAGAAACCCCAAAGCAAGCGGCGAAAGAUUGUUGAAGAAGAGCCGGAGGAAGGAAUCGAGGAUUCCGGCGACGAGCCUGUGAAAAAGCUUCCCAAAGAAAAGGCCCCGUCGAAGAUCAUAAAGCUAAAAUUUGGGACCUCUCGAGGCACACCUCUAGCUUCAUUAACUCGCACCAGCAGGGCUACUAGUGCUGCACGCACACGCGGAAGAGGAAGCACAGAACCAAGAUCCGCCGGACUCACGCGUAAAACCAGGGCACAAACAGAAGAGGGGGACGAACAAAUAUCCUUGUCAGCAUCCGGAAAUCACAUUAUCCGCGAAGGUCACAGCCCCGAACCCAUAAAUCGGAGAACUCGAGGUUCCAAGGGUUUGAAACAGCCAGCUUCGACGAUCAAAGAGGAAAUUCACGAGACCAGCUCUCACGAACAGGAAGGUGUAGCAACCACCACCAUGGCGACCGAAAUUGCCGGGACUGAUGAACAAGACGAAGCUGACGCGGUCAUGGAGCAAGACAAUGUGGACGAGCUUGCCAACGACGAACCUCAAGCCGAACCUGUAGCUCCUACCGAGGAGGACGAAGACCAGGAAGACGAUAUGCCCGUUACUCGUACAGGUCGUGCCCGGGGCUCGCGUGCUGGUCUUGCUAAUUCGUCUCCCGUUGAGACAGUCGAGGAGGCUACAACAGAACGACCAGAAGGGGGAACCCGACGUUUGACCCGUGGAUCCAAGUCGAAAAAAAGAAAGAACGGAGCGGAGGCGAGCAGCGACUUUGAACCUGAAGAUGACCCUGCAGAGGACGAGCUUUCGGCGUCCGACGCCUCCCCUAGGAAAGCAAAGAAAGAUGAUGGAUCCGACUCAGGCUCUGGUCGGAGAGGAAGGCGUGGUGGCCAAACGAAAUCAAAGUCCAACUCUCGGAGACGGGGUAGUUCCGCGUCUGAAGUUGAUGAGCCGAUUGACGUUGAUGAGAUUGACGAGGAAUUGGCAGAGCUUACCAAAUCGAAGAAGAGGCGAGUAACCAGGGCAGCGUCCGAAAUUGAGUACGCGGCCCGUCCGGGUCGGGCCCGAAAGCAAGUGGACUAUAGCAUAAAACCCAUGGACCAGAUCUACGCUGCCGAUGAGGAUGGCGCUGAAACUGCUCCAUCCCCUACAAGAAGAGUGAAAGGCGGUCGUAGUGGUGCCAGUCAACCUUGGGAGCGAAAUCUUUACACUACAUUUGGGCCGUUCGGAGGCGGGGGUGGUCCAGUCCCGGUAAUUGGUGGACCCUGGGGAACAGGAGCUGCUGGCGGUGUUGAUUCCGACAGCAGUGACGACGAAACGAUACAGAGACCUUCUGGGGUUGGAGGCAAUGUGGGUAUGACUCCAACUUCUGCAUUCCCUCCGGGACUACUUCCGGGACUUGGUCAGACGAACAAUGCGGACGCUAUGGCGCAUGGGACCCCAGCAAACCUUGGAAAGGUCAAGAGCCAAAAGGCUUUGGCGGAUGCUGACCCUCUUGGUGUUGACCAAAACGUCGACUUCAGCAAGAUUGGCGGUCUGGAAGGGCAUAUCGACCAGCUCAAAGAAAUGGUCCAGAUGCCUCUUCUGUAUCCCGAGCUUUUCCUGAAAUUCCAUGUCACUCCGCCUCGAGGCGUCUUGUUCCACGGGCCUCCCGGUACUGGAAAGACCCUUCUCGCGAGGGCUCUUGCAGCAAGUGUUGGGGCUGGUGGGCGAAAGAUCACUUUCUACAUGCGCAAAGGAGCCGAUGCGCUGAGCAAGUGGGUUGGCGAAGCCGAAAGACAACUACGGCUCCUGUUUGAGGAAGCUAGAAAGACCCAGCCAAGUAUCAUCUUCUUUGAUGAGAUCGAUGGACUUGCGCCUGUGCGAUCGAGUAAGCAAGAACAAAUCCAUGCAUCAAUAGUGUCUACUCUGCUCGCUCUGAUGGAUGGUAUGGACGGUCGAGGUCAGGUUAUUGUUAUUGGUGCUACCAAUCGACCUGAUAACAUCGACCCUGCACUGAGAAGACCUGGACGCUUCGACAGAGAGUUUUACUUUCCUCUCCCUGACAUUGAGGCCCGAAAGUCGAUUCUCAACAUUCAUACCAAGGACUGGGGUAUCGACGACAAGUUCAAAACUUCGUUGGCUCAUGUCACCAAAGGCUAUGGAGGUGCCGAUCUUCGUGCUUUGUGCACAGAAGCAGCCCUGAAUGCUAUCCAGCGUACUUACCCCCAGAUAUACUCUUCCAACGAGAAACUCUUGGUGGAUCAGGACAAGAUCAAGGUCACAGCCAAAGAUUUCAUGCUUUCUGUCAAGAAAAUGAUUCCAUCCUCCGAACGAUCAACCUCCUCCGGCGCAGCACCGCUGCCCAAAGCUAUUGAGCCACUUCUUCGACAUCAGCUCAAGGAGAUCGAGCAGAUUCUGGAUGGAUUGAUUCCCAUCAAGAAGAAGACCACCGCUCUACAAGAAGCAAUGUUCGAACAAUAUGAGGAUGAAGAUCACGGAUUUGGACGAGAGACCCUGCAGCAAGAUUUCGAGAAGUCGCGCGUAUUCCGCCCAAGACUCCUCAUCAGUGGUCAACCUGGCAUGGGCCAGUCAUAUAUUGGUGGUGGUAUCUUGAACCAUUUCGAAGGACUUCAUGUGCAGAGUUUUGACCUCCCUACCAUUUUCAGCGAUUCCGCGAGAUCCCCGGAAGCUGCAAUCGUUCAACUGUUCGCAGAAGUGAAGCGACACAAGCCCAGCGUUAUCUACUUACCGGGAGUUGAUACCUGGUACGCAACUGUCGGCCCUGCUGUCAUAACCACAUUCCUUGGUAUGCUGCGCGCCAUCCCGCCUACCGACCCUGUACUCGUACUCGGUAUCACGGACAACACUAUAGAAAAACUCGAUCCACUCAUGCUGCAAAAUCUUUUCGGCUUUUCCAAAAAGAAUCGAUACGUCAUCGAGCGUCCGUCAAGAGAAUCUCGAAUCGAGUUUUUCUCCACGAUUGCGGGCUAUGUGAGAAAGGCACCGAAGGACUUCCCGGACCCAUUGAACCGUAAGAAGAGAAAGUUGGAAGUCUUGCAGAUAGCUCCGCCGCCCCCGCCAAAGGUUCCGACCAAAGACGAAAUCAAAGCCCUAAAGAAAAGAGACCACCAGCUUUUGAACCUGUUGAAAGUUCAGAUCCAACCCAUCAUGGACCAGAUUCACAGAAAGUACAAGAAAUUUCGAACGCCUGUCAUCCCGCAAAGUGCAAUCCAGUAUCUAUAUGACGAGAAGGAUCCCGAUUGGGUCCGCCCAGAUAUUCCUCAAUUACGACCCUAUGAGCUGGCCACAGACAAAGACGGCGUUCAGGGGCUUCGUGAAACUUCAACUGGCACGUUCUACUACAACUUGGAGACCACGACUAUUGAAGAGCGUUUGUCCAACGGCUUUUAUGCGCGCCCGAAGGACUUUCUGGCGGAUAUCAGAUCCCUGGCCAAAGACGCGAAGCAUAUUGGGGACAAGGAGCGGGCACUAAAGGCAAACGAGCUGCUUGCUAAUGUGGAAGUCGACAUAGCUAACAUUGAGCUCUCGCCAGCCUUUGCAGACUGCGAGAACGUAUAUCAUCGACAGUUGGAAAGAGCGAAAGAGCGGGAAGAAAAGCACAAGAAGCGAGCUGCUGCUGCUGCGGCGGCGGCGGCUGCAGACAAUGGCUUCAACUCGACCGUACAGUCGGAUAUUUUUGGGCCUGGACCAACCUCGGUGGAACUUUCCAGACCUCCAAUACACGGCGAGCCGAUGCCGGGACAACGACCGACGAUAUUCACUCCUGUCCGCGGCUCCAGUGGCUUGUCGAAUGGUUUCUCGGCUACCUCGGGACCCUUCCAUGGCUACAAUGGAUCCUCGGGACCUCCUCAUAAUGUUCAUAUGGGAGGGACAGAUGAAGCCUCGCAUAUACAAUUCCCAGACCAUCCAAGCAUGACUAGUGGGCCACCUCGACGCAACACGCAGGUCUCCCAACGCUCUAUCUUUCAUGAGAUCUCUCAGGGCACAUCGCCUGCCGAUAUUGUCAAUUACGCUUCGACAACCACUUCAGGAAAGAAAACGUCGGAGGGUUGGAGCACUCAAGCUACGAAUGGGCUUGGCAACAACAAUUCCUCCAGCCCAGUCGUAGGAACCGUGGCCGACUCUGACUUACCAGAUACCCAGCGUAACACGCAAGGCGACACUAGCAGCAGCGAAGAAUGGCUUCACUCUCAAGCUCACGCCAUGCACCGUGGACAUCUCGGCCCAAAUCCACUGUCCCAGACGCCCAGUUCUGGGAGUCAGCCCUCUCAGACCCCUGCAGUGCCAGCCUUCAACUCGGGGCCCCGCAUGCCUGUCUCCCGGUCUCAUCCUCAGAAUAUCGCCAAUCUCCUCAACGACUCGCCUACUGGGCCGACAUCCUCGCAAGGGUCGUCCCAGAAAGACAUGAUCUUCAGUGAGAAGUUCGUUGAGGAGCUCCACGAGCGACUGGUAGCGGGAUCGAGCGGAUGCUCAAUUGAGCAGCUGGAGCAGAUUAAUAGGGAGUUGAUGGACACGCUGUGGAGGAUGCGGGGCGAGUAUAAUCGCGACAUUGUUGUGACUGAGUUGUCUCUUGUGUUCAACGAAACGAUUACAGAUAUGGAGGAAAUGCAAAAAGUUUUGGACGCGAGUCAGCCAGAUAAUCUUGAAGCACCCGAGCCCUGGGGAAACACGGGACAAGGAACGGGUGGCGACGGGUGGCGAAGGGUGGCGAAGGUUAGAGCAGCAGCAGCAGAAGGCGGGUGGAUGUGA